Messenger RNA from Paramecium octaurelia, 2294 nucleotides. NCBI's taxonomy places the organism in Eukaryota, Ciliophora, Oligohymenophorea, Peniculida, Parameciidae. The record is from the annotation of a GenBank genome assembly.
AUGAUAAGUAAUUAAUAUGAUGAGCUUAUGAAUGGUGAAUUCGAUGUAAGAGAAUUCAUACUAAAGAAUUUUGUUUAAGCUAAUUUCGAGAUCAAUUACAAGAAGAUAGAAUAAUCAAUGCCAUAAAUAGCUUAAAUAUAAUCAUAAACGUGUGAGGAUAUUGCGAGUUCUGUCGAUAAUAACUUAGAAGAUUAUGUUGAAAUAAGCACAUAAUUAACAUCAUUGCAAUCAUAAUUGGAUAAUCUAACACUCUAAUUUAGCAAUAUUACAGAUAUUAUUGUCCUCACUUAAGACAAUCUGUAAUAAAGAAUAUAUUAAAUAAAUGUCAUUGUGGAAAACUUGAAAUUGAUAUAAAAUCUCCAAUAUAGUAUGAAGGACUUAAGGAAAUUAAUAAAUAUAUUAGAGAGUGUUGAUUUAAGUAAAGGGAUGUCCAAUUACAAUUUAUUAGAAACUAGUGAGUUGAUUGUGAAAUCUAGAUAAUUAUACACUGAAUUAGAUAAAUCGCCUCAUUGUAGAUAAUUGAUGUUGUAAUUUGAUUUACUGCAAAUUAUUCAAUAGAAUUAAUGCUAAUUUUAAAAUUUAUUAGAAAAGGAAUUUGUGAAUUGUUUGUAAAAUUUUAAUUCUAUAAAAUUCGCUUGUAUUCUUAAAUCAUUUCAAAAAAUGCAAUUAAAUAAGACACCUGAGAAAUUGCUUGUAUAAUUUUUAUUAAAGCCAGCAUUUGAUGUCGCCUUUGCUAAAUUAAAUAAGAAUCUAUUGACAAAGGAUACAUCAAAUUUAGAGUAGUUCUUGCAAUCAGUAUUAUAGAUAUACGAGAACAACAUUGAAAUAGCUAAAGUCGAAACUGAAACAUUUUCAUUUAAAAAUAUUUUAGUGGAAUUGCUCUAUAUCUAUUUGUCUACAAAAGAAUGUGUUAAUAUAUAUUCCUUGGGAGUACUUGAUUUGUUUUAAUAAAACUAUUAGAAUAUUUAGAAUAUUAAAUAAACACUUAAAGUAAAUUUUGAGAAGGGAUCAGAAGUAGAAAAAAAGUUUAUGGAGAAAUGGAAUUUAUUAACAUACUUUUCUAUGAGAUAAGCAGAAAUUAUUAAAAAAUUAGAAUCGGAACUUUAAAUUUAACUAACUAAUAAUGAAUACAAUUUUCAUUUGGUUUUAUAAAAUAUUAUAGAGAAUUGUUUUUCAUCCAAAGUUUAUAUCUCCUUAUUAAAAUAGAAAUUUUAUACAUUAGCUAUAUAAAUUAUAACAAGAUUUUGCAAUUUCAUAAAAUCAAAUAAGAAUUCCAUUUAAACCGAUAAAAUACCAAUUAUUAUAAAUAAUCUAUCGAAAAUUAAUUUGUCAUUAUUGCAAUAGGACAUUGUUAUAUUAUAAUUGGAUAAAAUUAAAUCCGUGAUUUCAGAGCUAAUAGAUAUUGCAAUAGUAUAGAUCAAGAUAGAGUGUUAAUAAAAUUUGGAACCUUUUAGUGGUAUACCAGCUAAAUUUAGGAUGACAAAUAGAGACAUGCCCAAUUAGCCUUCAAAUUUUUGCAUCAAUAUUUUUAAACCACUUUAGAAUUAUUUAUUAAAAUUGGAUGAUGAUUCCAUAAAGAAAUUAACAUGUGAGAAAGUAUAAUGAUAUUAUAAACUUAAGGUAUGUAGUACUACUUUAGAAAGAUUUUAGGUAAUUAAAAAGCAAGCUCUUGAUACAUGUGAUAAAAAUGAAGAAUUAAUGGCUAAAAUGGGUGUAAAAAAAAAUGAUGCUUUGGAUAAUCAAAAAAUAAGAAUGUAGUUUUAAUUGGAUGAAGAAGAAAUAAAAAACAUUAUGAUAACUAAAUUAUAUUAAUGAUUUUUUAACAAUUAUAAUUAGAAUUCUUUGGUUGUCUAAAACCUCAAUUACAGUAAGAAUUAAUAAAGCGACCCAAUUAUUUGGUUCAAAAACAACAAAAGAGUUAUAGUUUUGACUUGAAUACUGAGAGAUUUCCAAUUCAAUUAUAAUAGUUGAAAAAAUAACAAAAUUAAGCUUGGAGACUUUAAACAACCACUGCCAAAUCUAAUAAGCAUCAAUAUGAAAUAAUGUUAAGCUCAUACAGAGAUAAUAUAUCUAAAUCUGUUAAUAAUUCAAAAAUAUCAUAACAUAAAACUAAAAAGAAGAAGAUAAUAGAAAAUGAAAAGUAUGAAAGUUGCUUUAAAAACUAAGUAAUAUAAUAUCUAUUAAAAUUAUAGAAUUUUUCAUUUUUUAAUGCUGGAAAUUUAAAGAAAAAUUAAAUGGCGAUUGGAAAUAUGGAUAUGAUGCUUAAUAGAAAGAUUAAAAUGAACAAAGUUUGA